GCUUCUACGGCAUCCAUGCAUUUUCUACGUUUCAAAUCGGUACAAGAUAUAUACAGUGGUUCUCAGAGAAGGGUAUACGGGAUCAACAUUGCUAGAUAAGGACCCCUUGGUGAUUGUUAAGGAUAAGUUUGGGGAGUUGAUGCAGGAGGGGCUUCAUGAAUAUAACAGGAGGCGGAAUCAGGUUAAUCUUGAGAAAAGGAGAAGGAAAGGUCAAAUUUUUUUGAAACACAAAAAAGAGGACGUGCAAGAAAACGAGAGUGAGUCGUUGAGCCUUGACAGCGUGGAGAAGAGAGAGGAGAGGAGGAGAUUUUAUAGAGUACUUUUUGAUGAAAAUCCAUGAGAAGGCUUCAGCAGGUCGAAUUUUUUCAGGAACCAGUUCUUCCAUUGAUCGCUUGACUGAUUGAUCUGCACAUUGUUCCCUCGGAGGUGAACUUCCCUGGAAUGAUGAUUAGGCCAUUGUAGCUUAGGUUUGAUGAUCCAGGAUUUUUUAUUUUUGGUGGUAUUAUGUGCUUAUUAUUGCAGGAAUCUUAGCCCGGUGCAUCUUGGAUGGUUGAGAGUAGAAAUUACUAUGUGCGGAGACCAGGUGCAGAACGCCGUUCAGAGACCAAUCAGAAUGCGUCAUGUUAGCGGUAUCAAACUGUAGUACUGAGGUGUAUAGAGCAAUACCGA
This is a messenger RNA of Dendrobium catenatum, 669 nucleotides long. Its product is annotated as protein WHAT'S THIS FACTOR 1 homolog, chloroplastic-like. Gene Ontology annotation, molecular function: RNA binding. The record is from RefSeq and is a predicted model, not a curated record. NCBI's taxonomy places the organism in Eukaryota, Viridiplantae, Streptophyta, Magnoliopsida, Asparagales, Orchidaceae.